AGGUGAGACAGUGUUGGUGGAGUCACAGUGACCUGAAGCAAGCGAUGUGGGCGGCGACUUGGCUGUGGGGCGACGCCCUUCUGCUGCUGAUGGCGGUAGUAGUGGCGCAGGAAACGCUGUCUGUGAUCCGGCAGGACAUCGGCGUUCACAGCGAGGAAGUUGAGUUGAACAUUUCCUCCCCGGCGCCCACCGAACUCUUUGCGACCUGGACGUUUGAGAACAAGGACACCAGUUACUUCGAGGUGAGGUGGAAUCCGCCAGCCGAGGACCACGCGAGUUCCGCCACGACCAAUGCCACCUGGUACAUCAUCGCCAGCCUCACGCCAUGUACGCGCUACACUGUAUGCGUCACAGCCCUAGACCUCGCCAACUACACACUGGGGCUCUCCAGCAACCAGACAGCAACUACAGCCACUCCAGCGACUAACGUGUCGUUAGUGGCUGUGGACGCCGUGGCGAACGAAUCAUCCCUCCUUGACAUAUCCUGGAAGACGCAGGACGACCUCUCCAACUGCUCCACUAACUUCAGCGUCACGUGGGCACGCUUGGGCGACACCAUGGUGGAUAAGGCCUUCACCACUGACCUUCAGUACACCAUAGUGGGUCUGGAAGCCUUCACAUCCUACAACGUAUGUGUUGCUACCUGUCUGGCUGAUGCCCCCAACUAUCCUGUGUGUGGCAUCAACACUACCAAAGAAGACGUGCCAGGUCGGCCUGCCAACGUGACAGCCAAAGCAGCGGGAGCCGAGGCGUUGUGGGUGGGUUGGGAACAGCCGGUGGAACCUAACGGCGUGGUGACUAGCUACACUCUCAUCUGGACACACGCGGCGACAUACCUUUCGGACACUCUUCAUGUUAAUGGCAACACCACUGCUGCCGUCAUCUCCGGCUUGCAGCCCUGCACUAAUUAUACGAUCACUGUCUCGGCUGCCACUGCGGCGGGCAGCGGCCAGCCGGGCGGCCCAGCCAGAGCUGCUACGGAGACAGCAGCCCCGGGCAGCCCCACUGAGGUCGCAGCGAGUCAGGUCGAGGGUCAGCCGCACGCUCUGAACGUGACUUGGACGCAAGCCGACGCCCGAGGUCACUGCCAGGUCACCUCCAACACAGUCAUCUGGUGGCUGGCUGCUUCUGGAGACCUUGUCGGUAACCAGACCUUUCCAGCCACCGUGCAGGUCAACCUCACCGGCCUGCAGUCCUCCACCGCGUACAGUGUGGGUGUGAGCGCCGCCGUGCAAAAGAUUGAGGGGCCGAGUGCGGGACACGUGAACGGCACCACGGCACGAGAAGGGACUCCCUCCGGCCUAGGAACACCAGCGUGGGUGGUGGGACUGAGUGUGGCAGGCGUGGCAGUGGUCCUCGCGGUGGCAGCUGUCGCAGUCUACUGCCUGAGGUACAAGCCUCGACUAAGGCCGUUGCCCUCCGUCAGUCAGCCUGAUCUGAAACUCAGCUGCCGCUCUCUCAUCCCCCAAGAAGUUGAAGGGGCGGUGAGGGUGGAGGACCUUCGCGGCUACAUAGAGCUUCUGGAGGAGGACACCCAGCGGCGCCUGGAGGAGGAGUUCGAGCAGGUGCAGCAGAGUAGCGGCAAGCACCCCACCGUGGCGGCCUCGCAGGACCAUAACAAAGACAAGAAUCGCUUCAGGAACAUCCUCCCCUUUGACCAUAGUCGAGUCAUACUUUCCCCCGAGGCGGGCCAGGCUGACUCAGAUUACAUCAACGCCAACUACAUUAAGGACGCCUGGGGACGGGACAGCUUCAUUGCGUGCCAGGCACCGAUGGAGGGCACGAUAGGGGACUUCUGGCGGUUGGUGUGGCAGCAGGACGCCUGCGUGGUGGUCAUCCUCACCAACCCUCGGGAGCGGGGACGGGAAAUGUGUGCCGUGUACUGGCCCACCCUGGAGGAGCCAGUCAUCACCGUGGGGGAUCUCACCGUCACAAGACGUAGCGAGACUAGUGAAGGCGGCCUGCGAGUGCGUGAGUUUGUGCUUCAGAAGGGCAAAGAGCAACGCUCAGUAAGACAGUAUCACCUCACCACCUGGCUGGACUUUGGGGUCCCCAAUCAUGAACAUCACCUCCUGGAUUUUAUCCGCGAAGUCCGGGACUCGGUGACCUCGGCGAAUGGCCCCCUCGUGGUCCACUGCCGUGCUGGCGUGGGUCGCACUGGCACCUUUAUCGGCUUAUGGAACCUGAUGGACGCAGUGGACGCAGGGCAGCGAGAGAGUGUGAACGUGCGGCAGACAGUGCUGGCUAUGAGGGACUGUCGCUGCUGCAUGGUGCAGACCCCGGAGCAAUACCUGUACCUGUACAAGAGCAUCGUGGCCUAUCUGGAGGAGCCACAAAGAUGGAGAACAGAAGACCAAUGGCACAGAAUUCCUAGAGAGCCGCGAUCACAAAAAGAACAUCAUCUCGCGUACGACAACCCUGCCUUCACCGAGGAGGCGACCCCCAGCGGCCACCACGCAUGACACGAAGUGCACGCGGAGGGAAGGAGGAGCAAUCCUGAAGACGCCGGGCGGGAAGGAGCCUGGAGGUGUGGUGUCGGUCGCCUCCGUGGACUUAUGAGAGUACUGCUGGCUGGCUGGCAGAGGCAACUAUACGCUGCUUUCAAGGGAGGCUGCACCAAUCUUUCCAGGAGGUGGUGAGGGCGCAGGACAGUGGCCGAUGCUGCAGCUCUACCCAAAGAACGUUUAACGAUACGUGGAUGUACUUUAUAGGCCACGAGCAUAACUAACCGGCGAACGCUUGGAAUGAAAUGACUGGUAGACUGUCUGCUGUAUAAAAAAGUCUUAUGAUUUGGUGAGCCACGUCAGUUAGCUGUGUUCGAAGAAAGACUCCAUGUUGUUAAUAUCAGUUGGCAAGGCAUAGUCCGCGAUUCUAUCUUCUCUUCCACUGAGAUUUUAAACAACUUGCAUUUCUUUUCUUUUACUCCUUCACGCAGAAGAGGGCACGUCAGAACAGUGAACUGCCUGCUGAGAAACUCAUCUGUGAAAAGCCGUGUUUACCUAAUGAUCUGUUUUAUAGCCCUUCGAAAUGUGUGUGUGUGUGUGUGUGUGUGUGUGUGUGUGUGUGUGUGUGUGUGUGUGUGUGUGUGUGUGUGUGUGUGUGUGUGUGUGUGUGUGUGUGUGUGUGUGUGUGUGUGUGUGUGUUUGGAAUAAAUAUGUAACUAGU
This is a messenger RNA of Scylla paramamosain (green mud crab), 3165 nucleotides long. RefSeq names its product receptor-type tyrosine-protein phosphatase H-like. Gene Ontology annotation, molecular function: protein tyrosine phosphatase activity; protein binding. The record is from RefSeq and is a predicted model, not a curated record. NCBI's taxonomy places the organism in Eukaryota, Metazoa, Arthropoda, Malacostraca, Decapoda, Portunidae. Gene Ontology annotation, biological process: protein dephosphorylation. The transcript is spliced from 17 exons. Bases 45 to 2462 code for a protein of 805 amino acids.